UCCCACAAGGCAGCAGGAGCAGAGAGCAGCCAUUGCUGUGUCUGGCAGCAGGAUUACACAGUAGUUUGGAAGACAUCCGGUGAGCAUGAGACACCCAGCAGCCAUCUUUGUGUGUCAGGCGGACUAAGCAUUACCCAGAGCCCCAUCACGGUGCCUCCACCUCACUCACUGAAACAUGAAAGACACAGUGACCAGAAGUUCCUGAAACUCACCAACAAGAUCAUUCAGCUGCUGACUGGAGAGGAGGGGGGAGUAUAUAGAGGAACACAGGGGUCUGUACAAGGAUGUGAUGAUGGAGAAUCACCGGCCCCUCACAUCACUGGAUGGGCCCAGUAACAGAGAUACCCCAGAGAGAUGUCCCCGUCCUCUGUAUUCCCAGGAUUGUACAGAGGAGAAUCACAGGACCCCACAGGAGGAUCAGGUAGAACAUCUGUCUGAUAUUAAAACAGAAGAUAUAGAGGGAGAAGAGACGUAUGUGACUGAUAUAAAGGCAGAAGAUAUAAAGGGAGAAGAAGAGACGUAUGUGACUGAUAUGAGGGCAGAAGAUAUAGAGGGAGAAGAAGAGACGUAUGUGACUGAUAUAAAGGCAGAAGAUACAGAGGGAGAAGAAGAGACGUAUGUGAGGGGUGAUCAACAGUGUAAGGAGGAGGAAAUCCCUACAGAUAUCAGCACAGCAGAUGGACACACAAGCAGGAAUAUCUCAGAAGGACAUCUUAUGUUAUCCCCGGAUUGUGACAUAAAAGAUAAUGACAGUAGACAGGAUUCUCCAGGAGAUAACCCCAUUAUCCCAAUUAUACAUCCAGCUCUAUCAGCUGGUCCUUCUGAUCCAGGGAAAUGUUCUCCUGAUCACUCUGAUAUUGGUACAUCGGUAACAGCUCUGACAGUAGACACAGUGUUUCCCUGUUCUAUAGAUGCCAUAUGUUUUACACAGAAAACAAAGCUUAUUACCCAUCAGACAGAUAAAGCAGGCAAAAGGCCAUUUCCAUGUUCUGAGUGUGGGAAAUGUUUUACAUACAAAUCAGUUCUUGUUACACAUCAGAGAAGGCACACAGGUGAGAAACCAUUUCUAUGUUCUGAGUGUGGAAAAUGUUUUUUAAGUAAAGCACAUCUAGUUUCACAUCAGGAAACUCACACAGGUGAGAAGCCAUUUCCAUGUUCUGAGUGUGUAAAAUUUUUUACACAUAAAUCAGCUCUUGUUAUACAUCAAAGAACUCACACAGGUGAGAGGCCAUUUCCAUGUUCUGAGUGUGGGAAAUGUUUUGCACAGAAAUCAGCUCUUGUUAUACAUCAAAGAACUCACACAGGUGAGAGGCCAUUUCCAUGUUCUGAGUGUCAGAAAUGUUUUGCACAGAAAUCAGAUCUUGUUGCACAUCAAAGAAGUCACACAGGUGAGAGGCCAUUUCCAUGCUCUGAGUGUGGGAAAUGUUUUAUACAGAAAUCAAAUCUUUUUACACAUCAGAGAACUCAUACAGGUGAGAAACCAUUUCCAUGCUCUGAGUGUGGGAAAUGUUUUACCCGAAAAUCAAAACUUGUUAUACAUCAUCGAAGUCACACAGGUGAGAAACCAUUUCCAUGUUCUGAGUGUGGAGAAUGUUUCACAGGGAAAUCAGCUCUUGUUAGACAUCAAAGAACUCACACAUGUGAGAAACCAUUUCCAUGUUCUGAGUGUGAGAAGUAAGUCAGCUUUGUUUCACACAAUAGACAUCACACAGGUGAGGAACCUUUUUAAUCUCAUCAUCACAAUUGCCAUGCAUUGUUUCUCAAGUUCCUGUCCUAUCUCCUUUGCUUUUUGCAAUAUGCAUGCUGCUACUGGGUGAAACAAUCAUAUCAUCCCUGGUCUACCACUGCUAUGCAAGUAACCUGUCUUUCAAUAACAUCCUAGUGGAUACUGGGGUGGUAUUCGUACCAUGGGGUAUAUAUCGAGUCCAUUAGUGUGUGCUGGCUCCUCCCCUCUAUGCCCCUUCAAGCAGACUCAGUUUAGAAAAAUGUGCCCAAGGAGCCGGGUGCAUUCUCUGGAGCUCCAGAGAGUUUUCAUCAAAAUUUAUGUUAGUUUAUUAUUUUCAGGCAGCGCUGGUUGGCACCAGUCUGCCUGCAUCGUGACACUUAGGGUGGGAACCGAACCAACUUAAUAAAGAGUUAAUGGUUCAUAUCCCCGCUGACAGGACACUCGGGUGUGAGCCCACGCCAGUAGCAUGCCGCCACCCCUAACAUGCCGAAGUAGAUGCAUUGAGUAAUACGCAGGGGUCCCAGUAAGCAGGUCCCUGGUGCAAAUGGCGUCAAAAGGGUGCGGCAGUCACAGGCCUCGAGCUGCGGUGCCUGCUGUGGACCCCACACUGGCACACUGAACAUAGGGUUACUCUCUUUAUAUACACAUGUAUUACAAGAUGGUUUUACUAUUUAUGUCAGUAUAAUCUGCUAGGGUCCGCAUGCCAUGUAAGGGGCGGGGCUUCCCAGAGAGCGGGUCCAGAGACUGGAAAGGUGCCAUUUCCUGCUGCUGGUUACAGACUGCACGCUCAAUCUGCUCCUCCACAGAGGCCACUGCACCACGUUUUGUACUGGUACCAGAGGGUCUGAUAGAAAGGGGGGGAGCGCAUAUAUAGUGGUUACACCGCUGGACACAUAACAUGUGUAAAAUAUACCCAGGAGAGCCCUGCUCUGAGCUGAGGUAUUGUAUGCUGGUCCCAGUCCUCUCUGUGUUCCUCCAAUCAGGGUUGUCUGGGUUACUGUGCUGUUCUCUAUUGUGUGUCACUGCACUGUGAUAUAAAUAUCUGUGUUUUCUGCUGAAA
This is a messenger RNA of Pseudophryne corroboree (corroboree frog), 2786 nucleotides long. RefSeq names its product zinc finger protein 501-like. The record is from RefSeq and is a predicted model, not a curated record. Bases 290 to 1678 code for a protein of 462 amino acids. NCBI's taxonomy places the organism in Eukaryota, Metazoa, Chordata, Amphibia, Anura, Myobatrachidae. The transcript is spliced from 6 exons.